CACAGAGUCUGUCAGAAGGAUAGAACACACAUUAACUUCUCACCACUGCAGCUCUCACAGACAGUUGGACUGAGAAGAAAUCCAGGAUCUCGAAUUACUCAAAGAGAGGACAAAAUGUGGGUCCAUCUGUUCAUCACUCACUUCCUCCUCCUCCUCCACAUCUCUUCUACCACUGAACAUCAUGGUGAAGAUACUAAGACACACAGUGAUGCAACAGGAUCCCACAGCAUACUGCAACAUCAAAUCUACCCAGCAAUGGCUUCCUUCAAACCCCAUAAACAUCCUGCCGGCCAUCAACCCCAGCCCAGGUCACGUUGUAAGGAUGUGCACGCAUGUCCGAAAGCGAUAAAGCACAGGCACAACAACCAUCACAAAUACAAGGUCACCUUCCCUCUGGCACGUCCCAGUGCUGCCAACAUCAAUGAUAUCUGUCAUUACCAUGGGCAAAGGAGGGCGCACAGUUACACACAGCUCCCGAACACUGGUUUCGCCAAUUUACAUCGACAGAUUAAAGCGGUAGACAGGAUGGAGAUGGGCUAUAGGAACUGUUGUCACAUGUCGAGCAAAGAACACAGACUGGCGUGCUCAUUGGAAGUGUGGAAGAGGGAACUGCAUCACUACUGCAAGAUGGAGAAGUCAGUUAAAACCAAGCAGUACCAUUGUUGCUUCAAGGGCAAUGAAAGAUACGACUGCUUUGAGAAUGAUGCUCGUCACCACAGGUACACUGGUGACAUUCGGCAGGGAAGGAACAGACAUAGCAUUGCCGGUGGCGAUGCCGUCCCCAUGUUGACCAUGUCAUUGCCAAAUGUCAUCUUCCCUCCGGGAGAACCCAACAGGGAGAACAUUCACAACAUCUGUAGCCUGAGGAAGAUCCGGCAACGACACCCACCCGGGACCCUGCCACUGACAGGCUACCAUGACCUGACCCAUCGGGCUAAGGCGAUUGAUCAGCUGGAGGCCAACUACGAGAAAUGCUGCAUUGCGCACAACAAAUUGGGGUGUGCGCACAAACAGGUAAGGAACUCAGGGAGAGGGAGUUCCCCUUGGAGACCCUCAGGUGGAUGACAGCUCCUUUGAGUUGGU
Messenger RNA from Rhincodon typus (whale shark), 1083 nucleotides. RefSeq names its product extracellular matrix protein 1b (gene ecm1b). The record is from RefSeq and is a predicted model, not a curated record. The transcript is spliced from 3 exons. Gene Ontology annotation, cellular component: extracellular region. Gene Ontology annotation, biological process: regulation of bone mineralization; signal transduction. NCBI's taxonomy places the organism in Eukaryota, Metazoa, Chordata, Chondrichthyes, Orectolobiformes, Rhincodontidae. Bases 115 to 1065 code for a protein of 316 amino acids.